Molecule: messenger RNA, 6691 nt
Organism: Hevea brasiliensis (rubber tree)
Lineage: Eukaryota; Viridiplantae; Streptophyta; Magnoliopsida; Malpighiales; Euphorbiaceae
Product: DNA-directed RNA polymerase V subunit 1
Exons: 20
Coding region: 302-6409 (2035 amino acids)
Biological process (GO): DNA-templated transcription
Cellular component (GO): RNA polymerase II, core complex
Molecular function (GO): DNA binding
Source: RefSeq, a predicted model, not a curated record
UAAAUUUUUAUGAAGAAAAAAAAAAAGAAAAAAUGAAAAAGUAAUUUUCUCUGCAUGCAAAGUCUCCCUCUCCAACUCAAACACUCUGUAGAAGGGAACAAAACGCCCAGUACAACACACACUUAUAUUUUUAUGUGGGUUUUUGUGGGUCAGAAUCGCCGAGUCAAAGCUCAGAAGGAGCCGGAAUUUUGCAGGUGGUGUUUGGGUGUUGACAGCAGCGGAGGCACUAGAGGAAUUUUGCAGAUCUUUUGGCACUCAUCAUCUUUUGUUCUCGGCAUAAUUUUCUGUUGCUAAUAAAGAAAUGGAGGACAAUGUUCAAUCUACCAUUUUGGAGGGGGAGAUAGUUGGAAUCAGAUUUGGUUUGGCAACUCAUAAGGAAAUAUCUACGGCUUCUGUUAGUGACUGCCCUAUAAGCCAUUCUAGUCAGCUUACAAAUCCAUUCCUUGGCUUGCCGCUUGAAUUUGGUAAAUGUGAGUCUUGUGGCACAUCUGAACCUGGAAAAUGUGAAGGUCACUUUGGUUAUAUUGAAUUGCCAAUACCAAUAUAUCAUCCAAGUCAUGUUAGCGAAUUGAAGCGGUUGUUAAGCUUAUUAUGCUUAAAGUGCUUGAAAAUGAAAACAAACAAGUUUCAGGUUAAGAGCAAUGGUGUGGCUGAACGGUUGUUUUCAUGUUGUGAGGAGGCUUCUCAAAUUUCUAUUAAAGAGAUUAAAACAACGGAUGGUGCUUUUUUUUUGAAAUUGAAGCUACCAUCUAGGAUGAGAUUGAGAGAUGGUUUUUGGAAUUUCUUAGAAAGAUAUGGUUUUCGCUAUGGUGAUGACAUUACUCGAACGUUGCUUCCUUGUGAGGUGAUGGAAAUGCUUAGGAGAAUUCCACAAGAGACUAGAAAAAAACUUGCUAGAAAAGGGUAUUUUCCGCAGGAUGGUUAUAUCAUGCGAUAUAUACCAGUUCCACCAAACUGUUUGUCAGUUCCAGACAUUUCUGAUGGUGUUAGUGUCAUGUCCUCUGAUCUUUCUAUAUCCAUGCUUAAGAAAGUUCUUAAGCAAGUUGAGAUAAUCAAAAGCUCACGAUCUGGUCCAGCAAACUUUGAAUCCCAUGAAGUUGAAGCCGUUGAUUUGCAGUCAGCAGUCGAUCAAUAUCUUCAAGUUAGGGGUACUGCAAGAGCAUCUCGGGAUAUUGAAGCAAGAUUUGGGGUACACAGGGAGUCCAAUGAUUCCUCAACCAAAGCAUGGCUUGAGAAAAUGAGGACUUUGUUCAUCAGAAAGGGUUCUGGAUUCUCUUCGCGCAGUGUGAUUACAGGUGAUGCAUACAAACGUGUGAAUGAGAUUGGGAUCCCUUUUGAAAUUGCUCAGAGAAUCACGUUUGAGGAGAGGGUUAAUGUGCACAACAUCAAAUAUCUUCAAGAGCUUGUGGACAACAAGUUGUGCUUGACAUACAAGGAUGGAUCUUCCACUUAUUCACUCAGAGAAGGUUCCAAGGGACACACAUUUCUUCGUCCAGGUCAGAUUGUCCAUCGGCGAAUAAUGGAUGGAGAUACAGUCUUCAUCAAUAGACCCCCGACAACACACAAGCAUUCUUUGCAAGCACUGUCUGUUUAUGUGCACGAUGAUCACUCUGUGAAGAUCAAUCCUCUUAUUUGUGGGCCGUUAAGUGCUGAUUUUGAUGGUGAUUGCAUUCAUCUAUUCUAUCCUCAGUCCCUUGCUGCGAAAGCAGAAGUCUUGGAAUUGUUUUCAGUUGAGAAACAGUUGCUUAGCUCUCAUAGUGGCAAUCUGAAUUUGCAAUUGACCUCAGAUUCUCUUUUAUCGUUGAAGACCAUGUUUAAGGCAUACUUCUUGGACAAAGCAGCCGCUCAGCAAUUAGCUUUGUUUGUAUCAUCUUCUUUGCCACAGCCUGCCUUAUGGAAAGUUCACUCUGGCCCAUUUUGGACUGCUCCACAGAUACUACAGACUGCUUUGCCUUCUCAGUUUGACUGCAAUGGGGAAAGAUACUGGAUCAGUAAAGGGGACAUUGUAAAGGUUGAUUUUAGUAGGGAUAUCGUGCAGGCUGUUAUUAAUGAAGUUGUGAUCUCUAUCUUUUUUGAGAAAGGUCCUGAUGCUGUUUUCAAGUUCUUCAACUCUCUGCAGCCUUUGUUAAUGGAAAAUCUGUUUUCUGAAGGUUUUAGUGUUGGCUUGGAGGACUUCUACAUAUCUAGGGCUUCCAUAGAGAGUAUUCAUAGAGAUUUGAAUGUUAUUUCUCCUUUGCUUGGUCACUUAAGAUCAAGCUACAAUGAGCUGUUGGAGUUGCAAUUGGAAAAUCACAUCCGGCAUGCUAAACUACCAGCUGCAGAUUUUAUUUUAAGGUCUUCUUCCCUGGGUGAUUUAAUUGACUAUAAGAGCGAUUCAGCCAUGACCAAAUUAGUCCAACAGAUUGGCUUCUUGGGCCUGCAAAUUUCAGAUAGGGGGAAGUUCUAUUCUAAAACAUUGGUUGAAGACAUGGCUUCUCAUUUUGAGAGCAAAUAUCCUUCUGAUUUAGUUGAUUAUCCAUCUGCACAGUAUGGGUUGAUUCAAAGCUGUUUUUUUCAUGGGUUAGAUCCGUAUGAAGAGAUGGUCCAUUCAAUAUCUACAAGAGAGGUUAUUGUUCGCUCAUCGAGAGGAUUAUCUGAACCUGGGACUUUAUUCAAGAACUUGAUGGCUAUCCUUAGAGAUGUGGUUAUUUGUUAUGAUGGAACUGUGAGGAAUGUAUGCAGCAAUUCAAUCAUCCAGUUCGAGUAUGGAGUAAAUUCUGGAAUUAAGGCACAGAGUUUAUUCCCUGCGGGUGAACCUGUGGGUGUGUUAGCUGCAACUGCUAUGUCCAAUCCUGCAUACAAAGCAGUUCUUGAUUCCACUCCAAGUAGCAACUCCUCAUGGGAGUUGAUGAAGGAAAUACUUCUUUGCAGAGUUAACUUCAAGAAUGAUCUUACUGAUCGCCGCGUCAUUUUGUAUUUUAAUGAUUGUGAUUGUGGGAGAAGUUACUGUCAGGAAAAAGCGGCCUACUUGGUGAAGAAUCAUUUGGGGAGAGUCAUUCUUAAAGACAUUGCAGAGUGUUUUAUGAUCGAAUACAAGAGGCGGCAAACAAUAGCAGAUGCCAGUCUCGUUGGCCAUAUUCAUCUCAAAAAGAAGAAGUUGCAAGAAUUGAAUGUGGGUAUGGAAGUUAUUCUUCAAAAGUGCAAAGAGACGAUCGCUUCAUUUCGAAAGAAGAAAAAGCUUGCUCCUUUAUUUAAAAGGAUAGAGGUGUCUUUCAGCGAAUGUUGCUCUUUCCAGCAAUCUUGUGCUGAUGAGUGGUCCAGCAUGCCGUGCUUGAUGUUCUUUUGGCUAGACCAUGAUAUUCAUUUGGAGAACAUUUCAAAUAUCUUCUCUGAUGUAGUUUGUCCAGUCUUGUUGGAGACAAUCAUCAAAGGUGAUCAUCGAAUUUCCUCUGCAAACAUUAUUUGGGUUAGUCCAGAUACAACAACUUGGAUAAGAAAUCCUUCCAGGACUCAGAAGGGGGAACUGGCCCUGGAUGUUGUUAUUGAGAAAUCAGCUGUUAAACAGAGUGGUGAUGCAUGGAGAAUUGUCCUAGAUUCCUGCCUUCCUGUUCUUCAUUUGAUUGAUACCACACGUUCUAUACCAUAUGCGAUUAAACAAGUUCAGGAAUUGUUGGGAGUUUCUUGUGCAUUUGAUCAAGCAGUUCAGCGCCUCUCAACCUCAGUAACAAUGGUGGCAAAAGGUGUGCUCAAGGAGCACCUCAUUCUCCUGGCAAACAGCAUGACAUGUGGUGGAAAUUUGGUUGGCUUCAAUUCUGGUGGCUACAAAUCACUAUCUCGCUCAUUGGAUAUCCAAGUACCAUUUACUGAGGCAACACUCUUUACCCCAAGAAAAUGUUUUGAGAGAGCUGCAGAGAAGUGUCAUGUGGAUACUUUAUCGAGCAUAGUUGCUUCUUGUUCGUGGGGUAAGUGUGUGGCAGUUGGUACAGGAUCACGAUUUGAUUUGCUUUGGGACCAGAAGGAGGCCUGUUUGAAUCAAGAGGGUAGAAUAGAUGUUUAUGAAUUUUUAAAUAUGGUGAGAAGUGGUGCAGAUGGAGAAGAAUCAGUCACUGCCUGUUUAGGUGCAGAAGUUGAUGAUCUUAUGUUGGAGGAUGAAAUUGACUGGAACUUGUCUCCAGAGAACAAUUUUGGUUCUGAUAAGCCCAGCUUUGAAGAAACUGAUGAAUUUCAAGAAAAGCCCUGGUCUAGCUGGGGAAGUGAUAUAGCUGAAACAGAAAAUGCACUCUCCACAAAAGCCCAGGAGCAAUCUGACAAGUCCAGCGGUUGGGAUACUGCAGCUACUUGGCAGAAAAAUGCAAAUGAAAAGACAAAAAAUAACAACGAUGAGACAAACCCAUGGUCUGGUUGGGGAACAAGGAAAAUGGAAGCAUCUGAUCUCCCUGCUAUGAAAGUGCAAAAAAAAUCUGACCUGUCCAGCAGUUGGGAUACUGCAGCUGCUUGGAAGACAACUGUCAGUGGAAGUACUGAGAAAAAUGGAGCUGAGGCAAACUCUUGGUCUGGUUGGGGAAUGAGGAAAACUGAAUCACCUGAUGCCCCUGCAAUGAAACCUCAAGAAGAAAUUGGGAGGCCCAGUGAUUGGGAUGAUGGUGCUACCUGGGAGAAAAGGGCUGAAGAUGAUGUUCAGUUGGAGAAUCAUAGCACAACUGUGUUGAAGUCAAAUGCAUUGUCUGGUUGGGGUGCAGAGAAAGCUAGAAUGCAAGAUACCAUCUCUACACAUCAAGAAGAAUUUGCAGGUUCCAGUGGGUGGAACGCUGGUACUUCCUGGGGGAAGGGGGGUAAAGAUAGUGAGAAAACAAAUGAGUCAAAUACAUCAAAUUCAAAUUCUUGGUCUGGGUGGGAUAACGAGGUACCUGAGAAUCAGUUGAUAUCUGGUAGGGUUUCUUCAACUGCUGAAGACUGGAGUAAGGACAAACAUCCAACUCAAGCAGUUCAACAUUUGGAAUCACAUGUCAACAGUAGCAGUUGGGGGAAACCCAAGUCACCUGAAGUUUCACGUGGCUGGGACUCACCAAAAGAGUCUGUUAGAGCAAGAAGUUCCCAAGGUUGGGGCCUGCCAGAUUCAGGAGCAGCCAAGUCACCUGAAGUUUCACAUGGCUGGGGCACGCCAAAGGAAUCUGUUGAAGCUGGAAGUUCCCAUGAUUGGGGCCUGCCAGAUUCAGAAUCAGCCAAGUCACCUGAAGUUUCUCACGGCUGGGGCUUGUCCAAAGAGUCUAUUAAAGCAGCAAGUUCCCAGGGAUGGGGACUGCAAACUUCAGGAGUGGCCAAGUCAUCUGAAGUUUCACAUGGCUGGGGCGCGCCAAAAGAAUCUGUUAAAGCAGGAAGUUCCCAGGACUGGGGUCUGCCAGAUUCAGAAUCAGCCAGGUCACCUGAAGUUUCACAAGGCUGGGGCUUGCCCAAAGAGUCUGUUAAAGCAGCAAGCUCCCAGGGAUGGGGACUGCAAACUUCAGGAGCUAGCCCUGAAGUUUCGCAAGGCUGGACCUCGCCCAAAGAGUCUGAUAAAGCUGCAAAUUCCCAGGGUUGGGGCCUGCCAAAUUCCAGAGCCAGCCCAGAAGUUUCACAAGGCUGGGGCUCAGCCAAAGAGUCUGUAAAAGCAGCAAGUUCCCAGGGUUGGGGCUUACCAGAUUCAGAAGCCAGCAAUGGGAGUGAUAGGCAACAGCAAUGGGGACAACAAAGUGGAGAAUUUAAGAAAAAAAGAGCUGAAGGAUCAAGAGGUUGGGGUUCAAAAAGUGGAGACUGGAAAGGCAAGAACCGCCCUGCCAAGUCACCCGGAAAUGUCCAUGAUGAUUCUAGUAUGAGUGGGAUGUUUACAGCAACCAGACAGAGGUUGGAUGUGUUUACUUCUCAAGAGCAGGAUAUUCUCUCUGAAAUUGAGCCAUUAAUGCGGUCUAUCAGAAGAAUAAUACAUCUAUCUGGGUACAAUGAUGGGGAUCCACUGUCUGCUGCUGACCAGUCAUAUGUACUUGAUAAUGUCUUCAACUAUCAUCCAGAUAAAGUGGCAAAGAUGGGUGCCGGCAUUGAUCAUGUCACAGUUAGCAAGCACAGCAGUUUCCAGGAAAGCAGGUGCUUCUAUGUCGUUUCAACUGAUGGUAGCAAACAGGAUUUUUCCUACCGUAAAUGCCUAGAGAACUUCAUCAAGGGGAAGUAUCCUGACUUGGCUGAGGAAUUCAUAGAUAAAUAUUUCACUAAACCUCGUGCCAGAAGCAACCGCCAGCAGCAAAACUCUGUUUCAGAGAGGACUGGGGAUGAAAACCAGCAACAAAACCCUGAAUCAGGGAGAACUCUUGAUGACAAACAGCAGCAAAACCCUGCAUCAGAGAGAACUCUGGAUGACAACCAGCCGCAAAACCCCAUUGUGGAGGGAAAUGCAGAAUGACAAUUGGUCGUAAGGUCAUUAGUGUGCCAACAUUUUCUGAGAUAUUUUUUCAGAUGCAGACAUUGGUAUCAUCUGCUAUUUUGAUUUGUACAGAUAAAGCAGAUGUUUCCUGUUCAUAUCUCAUGUGAAUUAUACUUUGAUCACUCCUUGCGAACUGCCAUUUUUUCUGCAAAGGUGCAGUUCUUAAUGUUCUUGUUAGACAGCUAGUGAUCUAACAGUAGACCUGUUAAUUGAAGUUGCCUGUCGAUAGCAAUAUAGUGAAAUAUUUAGCUUUCUAAGAGA